GUGUUCAAUUCUUAAGCACAUUUUUCCCAUCGGCUCCAGCGGCAGUACUGCUAAACUGUCCCUCUCCUCCUCUCCUUCAAAUUUCAGUCCUUCCUGCAGAAACCCUAAUAAGUUAUUUCAGGAUUCAUCUGAAUUCCCAUUUUAAUUUGUACAAAUUUUGAUUUAAAUAGUAUUUAAAACCAACUUCAUAACAUCGUGUGGCAAAGAUGUUAGGCGGAUUAUACGGAGACCUACCGCCGCCGUCGUCGGCGGAGGAAGAUAAAUCGACGACCAACACCUCCGCCACCGUAUGGUCAACAAGCACCUUAAUGGCACCACCGACACUCCGUAAGCCAGCAACAUUAACAACACCACAAACAAUUCUAAAAUCACAGAGCAAAACGAAACCACAACAAUCCCUAAUGACAACAUCAUCAAAAACCCUAGUAACAUCACAUUCUCCGACAGUAUUACCACCAGAAGAAGCGUCGCAGCCAGCACUUGUUGGGGUGAAUUCUGUAGUGAUCGAAGAGUACGAUCCAUCAAGACCUAAUGAUUACGAGGAUUAUAAAAGAGAGAAAAAGAGAAAAGCUUUAGAAGCAGAGAGAAUGAGAGAGCUCGAGAGAAGGAGACUCGAAGAAGAAGAGAGAGAAUUAAGAGAGAGAGAAGAGAGAGAAAGGGAUAGAGAGAGAGAUAGGAAUAUUUCUGGUGAGGAAGCUUGGAGAAGACGCGCUGCUAUGAGUAGUAGUAGUGGUGGUGGUGCGAGAUCACCAGAGAGUGGUGGCGGCGGCGGCGGGGGUGGUGGUGGUGGUGGUGGUGGUGACGGUUUUAGUAUUGGGAAGUCGGAGAGUGGUGGAUUAGGUGUUGGUGCUGGUGGACAAAUGACUGCGGCGCAAAGGAUGAUGGCGAAAAUGGGAUGGAAGGAAGGACAAGGGCUUGGGAGACAGGAACAAGGAAUUACUACGCCUUUGAUGGCGAAGAAGACGGAUAGGAGAGCUGGGGUUAUUGUUAAUGCUAGUGAAACCAAAGUGGAGAAGAAGGUUAAGAGUGUUAAUUUUAAUGGAACGCCUACAAGGGUUUUGUUGCUCAGGAAUAUGGUGGGUCCUGGUGAGGUAGAUGAUGAGCUAGAAGACGAGGUUGGAUCUGAGUGUGCGAAGUAUGGAACAGUUACUAGGGUUCUCAUAUUUGAGAUUACAGAGCCAAACUUCCCCCGUGAUGAGGCAGUAAGAAUUUUUGUGCAGUUUGAGAGGUCAGAAGAAACAACAAAAGCACUGGUCGAUCUUGAUGGUCGGUUCUUCGGAGGUAAUGUGGUUCAUGCAACAUUCUAUGAUGAAGAGAAGUUCAGCAAGAAUGAAUUGGCUCCUAUGCCUGGUGAAAUCCCUGGUUUUUGACAGAUGUUUUAAUAGUUUGCUAAGAUCCCUUUAGUAAUCUGUGGUAAUUGCAAUGGAAUUUUCUUUGGGUUUCAAAUCGAUAAAUGUGGAGCAUUAAGCUGUGGUGUAAGUAGAUUCAAGUUAGGUGCAGUGAAAACUGUGCGUCUAGGUUCUAACAGUGAUAACCAGUAGCUGGAUGAAUGAAGAAUUGUUACAAUUAUAUGAACAGAAAAACAUUUUCUUUUUCUA
This is a messenger RNA of Ricinus communis (castor bean), 1598 nucleotides long. Its product is annotated as DNA-damage-repair/toleration protein DRT111, chloroplastic. The transcript is spliced from 2 exons. Gene Ontology annotation, cellular component: precatalytic spliceosome. Bases 207 to 1370 code for a protein of 387 amino acids. Gene Ontology annotation, molecular function: RNA binding. Lineage: Eukaryota; Viridiplantae; Streptophyta; Magnoliopsida; Malpighiales; Euphorbiaceae. The record is from RefSeq and is a predicted model, not a curated record. Gene Ontology annotation, biological process: mRNA cis splicing, via spliceosome.